CUAGUAUUGUUGUGAUAAAUAUGACCAUCAAUGUAUUGGCAGUUACAUGUUCAGUUGAUCCUGAUCUCUCUUCAUCUUAUCGGAUUCAUGUCCUUCCUUGUUAGGACAUGCGCACCCUGGGUAGUCCUCUUUGAAGAAUGCGUCUGGAGAUGUUCUGUGCUAACGUACAGUCCACAGCUCCUGAGACAUAUUUUACAAUUGAUCUGGUAAUGACAGAGCGCAUGUCACAGACGAAGACAAGGGUGACCGAAGAGAAUACCUCGGGAUCCAGGCAAUACGGAGUUGGACAAACUCAGAUACCUCUGUGCGCUCAGACGGGUGAUCCGUACAUAGCCUAAAUGGACUCCGACAUAGCCUGUAUUUUUUCAAUGUGAUGUAUUUAGUGCAGGCUAAAUUAUUACAUGUACGUCUUGAGGAAAUUCAGUCCACAUAAAGAUGAAGCACAUUGUAGUCUGACGUUUGCGCGGCAAUUGAUUCGUCGUUCUCGGCGCAUGCACAGCUCUUGCAUUUCCAAUCGAACUCCACCUUGGCUGAGAAAAGCUGAAUACAAAAUUUCAAUUUCAAGGGCAUGAUGAUUCCAUGAGAAAAGCCCCAGUGAACAUUUUCUUCUCACAGAAAGACAUCUGACCAGUUCAUAGCUUAUCCCGCUCAAUUUGGAUGCCCUGAGUUGUUCUCUGAAGAUCUCCAUAUUUGUAUCAGACAUAUCUGUCCCAAGCCUGACUCUAGAUGCCGUGAGAACCCUACUCUGACUUGUGUGUGCGUGGAGAUGGAGGGAAUGCUAGGCCUAUCUGGGUGGAUCUGGUUGGUGGUCUUGAUGGUGGCGAGUCCUGCACACAUCCAGGUGAGCAGCCAAGCCAAUGAACGUCGGGUUCUAGCCUACCUUCCUGGCGACAUCAUCAUCGGCGCUUUGUUCUCCGUCCACCACCAGCCGCCGGCGGACAAGGUCCACGAGCGCAAGUGCGGAGCGGUGCGCGAGCAGUACGGCAUCCAGCGCGUGGAGGCCAUGAUGCACACGCUAGACCUCAUCAACGCCAACCCGCACAUCUUGCCCAACAUCACGCUCGGCUGCGAGAUACGUGACUCGUGCUGGCACUCGGCCGUGGCGCUGGAGCAGAGCAUCGAGUUCAUCCGCGACACCCUGGUCUCCGCCGAGGAAGAGGAGAGCGCGUCCCGCUGCGUGGGUGACGAGAGCGUCGCCCCCAUCAGCGGGAAGAAGCCCAUUGUGGGUCUGAUCGGCCCGGGCUCCAGCUCCGUGGCCAUCCAGGUGCAGAACCUCCUCCAGCUCUUCAACAUCCCCCAGAUCGCCUACAGCGCCACCAGCAUGGACCUGAGUGACAAGAGCCUCUUUAAGUACUUCAUGAGGGUGGUGCCCUCGGACGCACAGCAGGCCCGGGCCAUGGUGGACAUCGUGAAGAGGUACAACUGGACCUACGUGUCCGCCAUUCACACGGAAGGCAAUUAUGGUGAGAGUGGGAUGGAGGCCUUCAAAGACAUGGCCGCCAAAGAUGGCAUAUGCAUCGCCCACUCAGACAAGAUCUACAGCAACGCGGGCGAGCAGAGCUUCGACCGGCUCCUGGAGAAGCUCCGCAGCCACCUGCCCAAGGCGCGCGUCGUCGCCUGCUUCUGUGAGGGCAUGACUGUGCGUGGCAUCCUGAAGGCCAUGAGGCGGCGCCACCUGGUGGGCGAAUUCCUGUUGGUGGGCAGGUAACUGUUAAAAACUCUUUGGCCCAGGUAGAGUCUGCAAUUCUGGCAAAAGGUUGUUGAUGUUUGAGCUCAGUAACCAAUCAUAUUACACCCGUCUUUUCUGUGCUCAUGAAGCCACACGUGUUGAUUGGCUGGAAUUGUUUAUGUCUCGGCCCGAUGUCACUAUGUUUUUUUUCCCAUCUACAAAGCCAGUACUGUGUACUAAAACCACAGUUUGUCUGAGAGCACACACAGAAUGGCCAACUACAGGACUGUGAGGAACAAUUAGCUGAAUUUGACAGAAUAGGAUUAGAAUCGUAGACCUCACCUUUAAAUCAGGUUGUCUGACUGUAAUCUUAGCGUUUUCUCAUUAGCAAUCUUCAUUACUACCAUUAGACUUAACGGUCACACUUUAUUUGGAUGGUCCCUUAUGGAAGAUCUACAGAUGUUCAGACUGUAAACAAACUAUCUAUUGAACUUCUGUUAACUCCAGUUUAUGGCUAAGGUUAUUGUUAAGGGUUGGGUACUCACACUCCUCAUCUAAUAGAGAGCAUCUAUUCUAUUGACACUUUUUCUUUUGUGAACAUCCCAGUUUUGAGGGCACACACACAUGCACACACACACAU
Messenger RNA from Clupea harengus (Atlantic herring), 2309 nucleotides. It is a transcript of the gene grm5a, whose product is annotated as metabotropic glutamate receptor 5-like. Gene Ontology annotation, molecular function: G protein-coupled receptor activity. Gene Ontology annotation, biological process: G protein-coupled receptor signaling pathway. The record is from RefSeq and is a predicted model, not a curated record. Gene Ontology annotation, cellular component: membrane. NCBI's taxonomy places the organism in Eukaryota, Metazoa, Chordata, Actinopteri, Clupeiformes, Clupeidae. The transcript is spliced from 3 exons. The coding region runs from base 767 to 1708 and encodes 313 amino acids.